Ostrinia nubilalis (European corn borer) is the source of this 3288-nucleotide messenger RNA. It is a transcript of the gene Ifrd1, whose product is annotated as interferon-related developmental regulator 2. The coding region runs from base 273 to 1550 and encodes 425 amino acids. The record is from RefSeq and is a predicted model, not a curated record. The transcript has 9 exons. NCBI's taxonomy places the organism in Eukaryota, Metazoa, Arthropoda, Insecta, Lepidoptera, Crambidae.
CCCCUCCCGCCGAUUCAAACAAAGUGACAGCGCAUUGCGCAAAAAAACGAAGUUGAGUGUGCAUGUUACACGGUUAAACAUGUUAAAAAGCUUUUCUGAAAUUUUAGUUUUAUGUUACAUUCGGUGCCCAAAUCAUUCUUUAAGAACUGAUAUAUUGAACUUUUCUCCUUCUUGAUUAAGUGACAAACAUAGUUAAAUAAAUAGUGAAUAUAAAAUAAAUUAGAUUUUAACCUUACCUAUCGUUAAGACAGCUGUAUUAUACAAAAAUCACCAUGCCUAAAGGAAGGAAAAAAGGAUCUAAACACGACAAGUACAGGAGUACGGAGCAGCCCAGUUCGUCAGACGAAGAUGCUGGCAUUGAUAUGACCAUCGACAACUGCUCAGAGAUAUCAGCACAGUCCGACUCCAGGAGCAACCAUGACGAAGCAGCUACAGAAAGCGAAGCAGAGAAGCUAGACGAAAAAGUUCUGGAGCUUAUCGACAAUCUGACCGCGCGCUCGGCAGCCGCCCGCGCUACCGCGCUAGGCUCGCUGCGCAGCGCGCUACAGCGGCGCUACCUCGGCUCGCUGCUGGAAAACCAGCGCGCUACGCUAGCCGACCUCAUCUCGCGCGCUAUCAGGAAGGGCCGUGACGCCGAACGCAAGGCGGCUGCCGCUAUUGCACCCCUGCUAUCUUUACAAAUCGGCGAGGAAGGCAUCGAGGAGUUUGUCGCAGAAGUGCGGCCGGCGCUCACCGCCACCUGUGUCGACCGCUCGGCCUCGCUCGAAACCCGCACAGAGUGCUGCUCGUCGCUCGCCGUGCUGUGCUACUUGAUGGAGGAAGACGUCAACGAAAUCGUCGAGAUUAUGAAAAUGUACGAGACCAUCUUCAGCAGAAGUUAUCUGAAGGGCGACGGCAGCGUCAAAGUGUCAGGGCCGGUGCUCGAAGAAGGCGCGUGGCACGCGGCGGCGUUGGACGCGUGGGCGCUACUGCUGAGCUUGCUGAGCGCGCCGCACGCCGCGUCACUGCUACAAGCCACCGCGCCCGCUAUGGCACGCUUUGCAGAGCUUAUGGCGGCCUGUAGUCUCGAGGUGCGCCUAGCAGCCGGCUCGGCCGUAGCCAUCGCCCACGAGUGUACCGGAGUCGAAGCGUGCGAGGAGGUGCUGGCCCGAUUAGGAGAGUUGGCCAAAGACUCCCACAAGUUCCGCGCCAAGCGGGACCGCAAGGUGCAGCGGGCUACCUUCAGGGACAUACUCAAGUAUAUGGAGGAGGACGAGGUCCCCGAACUGGCCGUGCGCGUAGGCACCGAGUGCAUCUGGUGCGCGUCGUGGGGUGCACGCGCGUGCUACGGCGCGCUGGCGGGCGCGCUGGGCGGCGGGCUGGCCGCACUCGCGCCGCACUCGCCGCCGCUGCGCCACGCGCUCGGGCUCGCCGACGCGCCCGUCACCGCCGCGCCGACGCAGAAACUCAACAAGCUGCAGCGGCAUCUCCAAAACAGCGCCGCAUCGAAGGCACGUACGCUCGCCCGCAACAAGACCCGCGACAAGCGCACCGCCGCGCUCGUGGUCUGAGCUCUCUCACUACAGAUUGUUAGUACACAAACACUAAACGCGUCACUCCGCCUCACACUCGACCGCUCGGCCAAUAAAAUAUCAGCACGACUCGUGGCAAACUAUUGUGACCGUAUACUCGUGCAAGAUCUCUAUUGCAAAUGUAUACACGCGAUUUGCCAAAAGGCCGAGCAUGAAGGCGCUUGCAUAAGAAACAGCUCCCCGGUACGAACGCGGCUGCAUCGAAUCGGUGCCGGCUACUUUAGCCAUGAAAUUGAAUCAGCUGGUACUGGAUACCUAUUUCUGUAUGCAAGCGCCCUUAUAAAAAUUUACACAGGUCGUUACUUACCCAUCUCUACCUGUGAAAAAAAAAUUGUUUCGUAUAAAACUUGAAUUUUAGUUUAGUAGUUGACUGUAGAUUGAUCUAUCGACAAUAUCACAUACAAUACUCACCCGAUGUAGGUUGACUUGUCUUUAGAUCAUAUAAACUGCCCAUCUCUGGAUACGAGUGUCAGACCGUCGAGCCCUCCCCUAUGUUACAAGAUUUCUACUCAUUAUGCAUUUAUUCUUAUACAGGUUGUGGUCUGUUUGCACAUGCUACAAUUGAACUCCUAUUUAUCAACUCGAUUGCAUAUUUAUUACCUACUAACUAAAUAGACAUGUACCUUUGUCGCUGAGUAGAUCACAACCUGCUCGACACUCAUAUCUGAUCAUCUAAGAGCAAUAGUAACAGCAUAGUGUGUAGAAAGUUUUAGUUAUAUUUCGCGAGGACGGAUUAAGGACGAAACUUUUUAUUUUGGGGACAUUCUAAAUUGGGAAAGAUCGAAAAGAUUGUAAAAAGGAUGAGAUUCCAAUCGAGAAUCGAAUGUAUCGAUUUUAUAUGAACUAUGUAUGUCCUGAAUCCGUCCUCAUACGACUUGGCCGGCCGGUUCCGACGACGAAAAAAAUGUUUGGCCGUUACUAGUAUUAGGACGAAGCUUAGUGAACGCUAGCGGUUGGAACGAGCUAGUGUUUAGCUUGGUAGGCUAGUUAUCGAACCAAAGAGACGUUUUGAAUACUACAAAACGUCGGAAUCGGCCCCGCCGUGUCGACUGAAUUAGUUUACGAUAUUCAUUAGUUGCGCACCACUAAACGUUACGUCAUAUCGAUGAACUACAAAAACGGAUGUAUCGAAUGUGGUGUUUGUACGUCAUUCGUUUACGACGUCGAUGUAUUUCAAAAUAGUUUAUAUUAUACGAUUGAUGUUUUCAUACCAUUUUGUAUUAAUAACGCAUCUUUGCUUACUCCAUAUCUUGGUGAUUUGGGCUGUUAUCCCGAAUAGUAACUUAUUUUGAUUGUUGCGCGACUACUGCCAUUACUUUUAUUACGAUUUUUAGCGAAUUAUUCUAAUCUAAUUAAUUAUACUUUGUUAUAUUAUUGAUAUUUUUAUAUCAAAAGGACGGUAAGUCGGAGGGGUUUUGAUAUGUUGCUAAUUGAUUACAGUUUAUUGUCGCAUGAUUCCCCUAUAUUACCACAAUUGUGAUGUUUGAACUUUUGUUGUAUUAGAUUUGUGUUAAUUCGGUAAAUAAUCAAGUUGUGGAGUAAGGGACAUUUAUUUUAAUGGUUGAUAUAUAACAACGCGGCGCCUCUGUGCAGCCGUCGCGCAUAAACUUCUUUGUAAAUAUUAUUUUAAUUCGUAUUCCUGUUGCGGACACCUCGAGAAUGUACAUUAAUUAGUCUUAGACAUACGGAACGUUGAAAUAAUAUUUAUAACGAGACA